This is a messenger RNA of Neofelis nebulosa (Clouded leopard), 2816 nucleotides long. It is a transcript of the gene BANP, whose product is annotated as BTG3 associated nuclear protein. Gene Ontology annotation, molecular function: DNA binding. The coding region runs from base 729 to 2249 and encodes 506 amino acids. NCBI's taxonomy places the organism in Eukaryota, Metazoa, Chordata, Mammalia, Carnivora, Felidae. The transcript has 13 exons. The record is from RefSeq and is a predicted model, not a curated record. Gene Ontology annotation, biological process: negative regulation of protein catabolic process; protein localization to nucleus.
AGAACUUUAUGCCUCUUGGAACUUAUUCGUUAACAGGAGUUGUCGCUAGACCCGUAGCUGAAAGCGGGUGAUCUGAAAACUUUUUGACUCCUCCUGCCCCACGGGAGUGUUGACUGGGGGCUGGGAGCACUUAGUGCCAAAAGGAACACAGCUGUAGAGUUGAGGGCAUAGUCUAGUUGGGGAGAGAUCAAUACAUGAUUUAUUUUAUAAACAUUUACCACAAAUAAUUAAAACAAAACGUGUAAGAUAAAAUAUCACGGUGACGUUGAUUCCUGAGUCCUCCAGGAUGUCCCAUUUUUACGUAGUAUGUUUAGAUCCGUGUGUUGAUAGACCAUAUCUGACACGACAUGGCCUCAUUUUUGUUUUGGAAGAUAAGGUCUCUCUUGGCCUAAUCAGAGUGUUUCAGGAGCAAGAAGAAAGUAACUGACUGUUCCAGACAUGGUUUUUGGCUCAGGGAUGACCGUUCAAACCCCUGCCCGUGAGGGCGCUUGGGGGAACGGACGAUGGUGCUCCCAGGCCAUGGUAGCAGGGCGGUGCCGUGGUUUGGGUCUGCUCUGGAAGCCAAAGGAAAGCAAAGCAGAGGCGCUUAGCGGAAUGGUGCCUCGAGCCGCAGAAACGGAGUAUGGGAGCAACAGCCCUGGGUAGAAGGGCCCGUUCAGGUGGCAGAGACGCAGUCCUGCGCGAGUCUGACUCCUGCCCACUCGCCGGCCACCCUCCUCUCGCUCUGGAUGAUGUCAGAACAGGAUCUGGCGGAUGUGGUGCAGAUUGCCGUGGAAGACCUGAGUCCUGGUCACCCAGUGGUCCUGGAGAACCAUGUGGUGACCGACGACGACGAGCCGGCCCUGAAGCGCCAGCGCCUGGAGAUCAACUGCCAGGACCCCUCCAUCAAGUCAUUCCUGUACUCCAUUAACCAGACAAUCUGCUUACGGUUGGAUAGCAUCGAGGCCAAGCUGCAAGCCCUGGAGGCCACUUGUAAGUCGUUAGAGGAGAAGCUGGACCUGGUCACGAACAAGCAGCACAGCCCCAUCCAAGUCCCCAUGGUGGCCGGCUCCCCGCUCGGCGCGACCCAGACGUGCAACAAAGUGCGAUGCGCCGUCCCCCAGACUACAGUAAUACUCAACAGUGAUCGGCAGAGCGCCAUUGUAGCCAAGAUGGAAGAACCCUUGGGCAACAGGGCACCGGACCCCCUGGAAAGUACCGUUAGCAACGCGGUGCCCGGGAGACGGCAGAACACCAUUGUGGUGAAGGUGCCGGGUCAGGAUGACAGCCACAACGAGGACGGGGAGAGCGGGUCCGAGGCCAGCGACUCCGUCUCCAACUGUGGACAGUCGGGAAGUCAGAACAUUGGGAACAACGUCACCCUCAUCACCCUGAACUCGGAAGAGGACUACCCCAACGGCACCUGGCUGGGCGACGAGAACAACCCGGAGAUGCGGGUGCGCUGUGCCAUCAUCCCGUCCGACAUGCUCCACAUCAGCACCAACUGCCGCACCGCCGAGAAGAUGGCGCUGACGCUGCUGGACUACCUCUUCCACCGGGAGGUGCAGGCCGUGUCCAACCUCUCGGGCCAGGGCAAGCACGGCAAGAAGCAGCUCGACCCCCUCACCAUCUACGGGAUCCGGUGUCACCUUUUCUAUAAAUUUGGGAUCACGGAGUCUGACUGGUAUCGAAUCAAACAGAGCAUCGACUCCAAAUGUCGGACAGCCUGGCGGCGAAAACAGCGAGGCCAGAGCCUGGCCGUCAAGAGCUUCUCGAGGAGAACGCCGUCCUCGUCUUCGUACGGCGCUUCAGAGACCGUGAUGAGCACGCCGCCCCCCGCCAGCGAGAUGCCGCAGCCUCCGCCACAGGCCCUGCACUACGCCCUGGCCAACGCCCAGCAGGUCCAGAUCCACCAGAUCGGAGAGGACGGACAGGUCCAAGUAAUCCCACAGGGCCACCUCCACAUCGCACAGGUGCCACAGGGCGAGCAGGUGCAGAUCACGCAAGACAGCGAGGGCAAUCUCCAGAUCCACCACGUGGGACAGGACGGGCAGGUGCUGCAGGGGGCCCAGCUGAUAGCCGUGGCCUCUUCCGACCCUGCUGCCGCGGGGGUGGACGGCUCACCUCUCCAGGGCAGCGACAUCCAGGUCCAGUACGUCCAGCUGGCUCCGGUGACUGACCACACCGCUGCAGCUCAGACGGCUGAGACCCUGCAGCCCACCCUGCAGCCGGAAAUGCAGCUUGAGCAUGGAGCGAUCCAGAUCCAGUAGGCGGGCCGGGCCACCCACCCACAACAGAACCUAAGACAGAGCCGCUGCCGUGCUCAGCGCUGGCCCCGGCCAGCCACCCUGUUCUUCACGCGCCCCGGUCCCAUGGCUUUGCACGGAGGUGACUGCACAUGCUCUGUUCGAGUGCAUCUGAAAGCCUCACCCGCCGGGGAGAGUGUCCCAAUGCAUACAAGGUGACAGUAACGGCCGCUGCCCCUGCCAGAAGACCCUUACUUUUUGUCCCACUGUCGGCGUCUAGAGAAGAGUGGGGAAGCACAGCGUGCGUUGCAUCAAGUACGUGCGGAAAACCAAGAACUACGAUAUUUUUCUCUGUUCAAACAGCUUUUUUAAUUUGCUAUGGUGUUUAUAACAAAAAAGAAAAUUGAAAAAAAAAGUGGAGUAGCAGAAGCCUUUUGCUGUGUGCUCUGUUCAGUGUAAGGAAAAUAGGUAUUUGCAGAAGACAACUAACGAUUUUGAUGGAAAUAUUGCUUACCUACUUUUCUAGGGGGAAAUGCUCUCAAAACUGUUAAUUAUGCAUUUCUAAUGAAAUAAAAUGUAUUUAUGACCACA